AUGUCGCUCGACCCGCCGACCUACCUAGCUUCCCUCCAGAGCAACAUCCGCCAGCGUCCCAUUCCCUGGGAGGGAGCGGUCCGCGCAGGCACCCUCACCGAGAGCCAACACGCCAAGAUCCGCGCCGUCGACAAGGCCAAGAAACCUGAGCAGCGCAAGGAGAUUGUCGAGGCUGACCUCGAUAGCUACCGACUGCUCUUCGUCGGCGGCAAUGGCCAGGCCAGCGUUCUUGAGACGGCCGCCAAGCAGGCAAACGUCAUCCAGUACAUCCUUGUCCUGCUUGCCGACGUCUUGGAUGCCAAAGCUCUCUUCAAGAACCCCGAGCCAUACACGCACUUCCUACCACUUCUUCACUCCAAUACCACCGAAGACCACAUUCCUUUGCUCACCUCUCACGCAUUGACGACGCUGAUGGCUCUGUCGCGCGACGAGUCCGAGGCGACCCUCCGGUCUUUGCCUGUCCUCUUUACAUACAUCUCGGGUUUGGCGAAGAGCACCGAUGCUGGCCUGCAAGACAUUGCCGUUCAGGAAUACUCGACCCUGCUCAACGGCCACUCCUCUCGCGAACAGUUUUGGAACCAGCGCAGCGAGACGAUUGCGCCACUCAUCAAAAUUCUUCACAGUGCCGUGGGUGUCGCCAACUCGGGCAACGCAUCAGCUACCCUGUGGAGUGGAAGCACCAAUGGCCGCACCGCGGGUGUCGAAGGCUCCGUUGGUGGCGGGGUUGGCCUGCAGCUGCUGUACCACGUUUUGUUGGUUAUGUGGCAGAUGAGCUUUGAGGCUGAUGAGAUUGGUGACGAUCUUAACAACGAGUACGACAUUGUUCUCCUUUAUACACACCUUCUGCGACUAUCCCCUAAGGAGAAGACGAGCCGAUUGAUUCUCUCGACACUGUACAACCUGCUAGUCAAGAACCAGACGUCACUGCUGCCUACGGCUGUCCUCGCACGCCUGCCUCCUCUGCUGGAUACGCUCGGCGGCCGCCAUCUCAGUGAUGUCGACCUGCUUGAUGAUCUUCAAAACCUCAAGGACAUGCUCGAGGAAUACACCAAGACCAAGACGACGUUUGAUGAAUACGUAGCUGAGGUGCAGACGGGCCACCUGCGCUGGUCACCGCCGCACCGAAGUCAGGUAUUCUGGGCAGAAAAUGCACGAAAGAUUUUGGACCACCAGAACGGCGAGAUUCCCCGUCAACUAGCCGAGAUUAUGAAGAAACCAUGGGACAACGACAAGCAAGUGCUAGCGAUUGCGUGCAACGACGUCGGCUGCCUGGUAAAGGAAGUACCAGAGAAGAGAUGGCAGCUGGAAAAGGCUGGCCUCAAGACGAGAAUCAUGGAGCUUAUGCAGUCAGAAGAUGAGAAUGUGCGAUGGGAGAGCUUGCGAGCGUUGGGAGGCUGGCUCAAAUACAGUUUCGAGCAGGCGGCUUAG
Cordyceps fumosorosea ARSEF 2679 is the source of this 1428-nucleotide messenger RNA. Its product is annotated as vacuolar ATP synthase subunit H. The transcript has 3 exons. NCBI's taxonomy places the organism in Eukaryota, Fungi, Ascomycota, Sordariomycetes, Hypocreales, Cordycipitaceae. Gene Ontology annotation, biological process: proton transmembrane transport. Gene Ontology annotation, cellular component: fungal-type vacuole membrane; vacuolar proton-transporting V-type ATPase, V1 domain. Bases 1 to 1428 code for a protein of 475 amino acids. Gene Ontology annotation, molecular function: proton-transporting ATPase activity, rotational mechanism. The record is from RefSeq and is a predicted model, not a curated record.